GUUUUGUGGUUCUCACCGGUAUUACGGACGUCUCAUUAACGCGGGAUAGAACACUGAGGACAAAUUAUCAUCAUGGAUAUGAAAAAUUUUUGUCGAAAGUUACCAAAGAUCGAAUUACAUGCCCAUUUAAGCGGUUCUCUCACAUUACCGACAUUGAAAAAGAUUUAUCUAAUGACAAAUAAAGAGAUUAUGCAAAAUCCAGAUUUUAUGUCAUUUGAAAAAUACGUACAGCUUCAGACGGCGAAAGAUUUGAAAGAAUGUUUCAAAUUAUUCCACGUAAUACAUUCGUUAACAGUUUCCCCUCAAGCCAUUUAUAUUGCCACAUGUGAGGUAAUAAAGGAAUUCAUGGAGGACAAUGUUAUUUAUUUGGAAUUAAGAAGUACACCACGGCAUGUAGAAGGAAAAAUGACGAAGGAAGAAUACAUCGAAGCUAUGAUAAAUGCCAUAUGCGUAUCUAAAAAGACUUAUCCUAAUAUAAUCGUUAAAUUAUUAAUAUCAGUUGAUCGGGCUCAAGAUUGCGAGAAUGCCAAAGAAAAUUGUCGCUUAGCAAUACAUUAUUCGACGCAAUAUCCAGAUAUAGUAAAGGGAGUGGAUUUUGGUGGAGAUCCAGUUAAAGGAAAAUUGCAUUACCAACCUUUAUAUAAUGCGCGACAAAAUGGUUUAAAAGUCGUAGUACAUUGUGCGGAGAUUCCUAAUAAAAACGAGACAUUAGAAGUACUUGAACUUCGUCCAGAUAGAUUGGGUCAUGGUACUUGUAUACAUCCUAACCUUGGAGGUUCAUUUGCCGCAUUUGAUUAUUUAUGUAAAGCACAAAUUCCUGUAGAAUUGUGUUUGACCUCAAAUAUUAAAUGUGGAACCGUACGAUCAUAUGAAGAUCAUCAAUUCAAAUAUUUGUAUCAAACUGGUCAUCCCAUUUGUAUCUGUACGGAUGACAAAGGAAUGUACAACACGACAUUAUCCAAAGAAUUUGAAAUUAUUACUAAUACAUUCGAUCUUAAGAAAAAGGAUCUCGUUAAUAUUUGCAAAUCAUCGAUAGAGUCCUCGUUCGCCAGCAGUAAUGAGAAAUUAAGGUUAUUUUCCAUUUUAAACGAUUUCGAUAAAAAGGGAAAAACGUUAAGUAAACAUCCUUGAAUAAAAGGAAAUUAAAUUUUAUUUCAUUCAUUUUCACGAAGUAUGUGAUCAUAUAAUAAUAUCCG
Molecule: messenger RNA, 1196 nt
Organism: Vespa crabro (European hornet)
Lineage: Eukaryota; Metazoa; Arthropoda; Insecta; Hymenoptera; Vespidae
Gene: Ada
Product: adenosine deaminase-like protein
Exons: 8
Coding region: 73-1131 (352 amino acids)
Biological process (GO): inosine biosynthetic process; adenosine catabolic process
Molecular function (GO): adenosine deaminase activity
Source: RefSeq, a predicted model, not a curated record